AGAACCUGGCCACCUGAGCGGUCGCGAUCGUCGUUCAUCCGUGGGAAAUCCGUGUGUGUGAUUGUGUGUGUUUUGUAGAGUCCGGUAGUGCAGUCAAGUUACGUCAGUCAUCGAUAUCUGAGGGAAACACUGCGCGGUUGUUUCAGGGAAUUAGUAGCAGACAAACCGCGACGCAGCCAGCUCGUGUGCAUCAUCAGCUACUCUUCUCACGUUGAGUUGGAACUCACCUGCCGCCGAUCAUUGCGCAUUAUCAUUCUACAGCUGCAGUGAAAAGUGUGGUCCAUGUUUGUUUUUCCGCCGUGGAGAGACAAACAGAAAGCUUUGAGUGAUAUCAAACCGGCAACUGGUGUGGAUCGUGAACUCUACACAGGUGGACCUUUGUGAUCUAUGACGCUCCAGAUCACCCGUUGAAAACACGCGAGGGUGGCCGGUCUUCACUUUCGGAUUGUGCAUCCGGCGGACCAGCCGAACCAAAGAACCUCAGGAAUGCAUCGAACCAGGUUACGGGUUUUUGCGGCGUUGCUGUCGCUGCUGACGAUCGGAACGUGGCAGCACGUGCACGGUGACGAGUGCGUAGGCUCGAAGAGCGAUCGCCACAGGACGUGGAUGGAACAGUUCCGGGCGACUUCGCACAACUGGGACGGCAUCCUAACCGAGGAUGCACUGCACCUGAUGGACAACAAAACCGAGGUGGAUCUGUCCCGGCAAGGCUACCGGGAGGUCCACUGGCAUUUGAGCAGCAUCGUUGGAGAUGGCUACGAAAUCUACGAGCUGGAUUUGUCCUACAACAACGUUGAAGUUCUGAACGAGCUGACGUUCUUGAAGUUCUACUCGCUGGAAAUGCUGAAUCUGUCGUACAAUCGAAUCAUGAGCGUGGGUAAUUUGACGUUCGGAUCGCUGAUACGGCUAAUGGACCUGGAUCUGUCGUACAACCUGAUACAUUCCAUCGAGAGGGAAGCUUUCAAUCGACUGUAUGCGCUGGAAUCGCUGAAUCUACGGGAGAAUUGUCUGAUCACGAUAAAUGAACAUCAGUUUCACUUUAACGACCACCUGUCGUCUCUGCUAAUGGAUCACAACCAGAUAUCGUUCCUCCCGUCAGCCAUUUUCGAUUCACUCUCGAUGGUGGAGGAAGUGUUUGAAAUUGACCUGUCAUUCAACAACUUGCGAAAAAUGCCCUACAUCGAAGCCAAAGAAAUUGGACUGCUAAAGGUUGACAACAACCACAUCAACAUUCUGUUCGUCAAUCGAACAUACAACGUACGAGCGCUGGAAGCGCAUCACAACGACAUCCAGGAUGCCGAUUUGUUCCAGUUUGGCUCCGCCGAACACAUCGACCUGUCGCACAACCAUUUGGACAACAUUGUUGGUCUGCAUGAAAUGGGUCAGCUCGAGUAUCUAGAUCUUUCAUCCAACAACGUCUCCAAGUUCGACUACAAUCUCAAGUAUUCCAUCCAGAACAUUCCAACCCUCGCCACACUCCGCCUGCAAAACUGCAGUCUCAACGAACACAACAUGGAAGGUCUGCUAAAAUCCGACUCCGUCCUGAACCUUGACCUGUCCCAGAACGAUUUCGUCAAACUCAACAUUUCCCACCUCUCAAAACUAAAAACCCUCCAGUACAUGAGCCUGAACUUCAACUACCUGCAAGAGCUGAUCGACUACGAGCACAUGUCCCACAACUUCCCGUACCUCGAAAUGAUUUCCCUGUCCUUCAAUCGCUGGAACUGCUCCUACUUCGACAAGCUCUACGCAUAUCUCAACAGCACCCACAUAACGACCACCACCGAUCCGCGGGACUGCUACAUCAACGGCAGCCACGUGGCCGACUCGGACAUCAACGAAAACUUCGAGCCCGAGUACACCCUAAACCAAGUCAAGCGCGACAUGAACGUGGUCAAGAACCUGGGCCGCAGCAUGACGUACUUUAUGUACGGCCUGUACUACAACAUGCGUGGCCUCAACAACCACACCCAGUUCCUGCUGCUCCGGAGUGACCGCAAGAUCCAGGCCAUGCAGGCGGAAAUGGGCCACCUAGUCGGCAUGGUAGCCUUCCUGGUGGCCAUCUUUGCCGUCGUCCUGCUGCUGGCGCUCGCCUUCGGGCUGCACUUGGGCUACAAAAAGUGGCGCCGAAAUCAGUCGGUGAAGGUCGUCACGUACAGCAAGCGGGGCAACGAGUUCAGCAACGGUGUCACCGUCAACGAAGUCAUCAGCGAUAAUGUCUGACGUGUCGCGGAGCAUGUACCAAAAUGUAAAGAAUUUCCUAGUUUUAAACUGUAACUGUAUAUUGGAAUAAACAUAAUCUUAAAUUUAA
Molecule: messenger RNA, 2311 nt
Organism: Culex pipiens pallens (northern house mosquito)
Lineage: Eukaryota; Metazoa; Arthropoda; Insecta; Diptera; Culicidae
Product: toll-like receptor 6
Exons: 2
Coding region: 487-2223 (578 amino acids)
Molecular function (GO): protein binding
Source: RefSeq, a predicted model, not a curated record